Molecule: messenger RNA, 8586 nt
Organism: Sebastes umbrosus (honeycomb rockfish)
Lineage: Eukaryota; Metazoa; Chordata; Actinopteri; Perciformes; Sebastidae
Product: transcription factor 4-like
Exons: 15
Coding region: 1388-3172 (594 amino acids)
Biological process (GO): regulation of transcription by RNA polymerase II
Cellular component (GO): transcription regulator complex
Molecular function (GO): DNA-binding transcription factor activity, RNA polymerase II-specific; RNA polymerase II cis-regulatory region sequence-specific DNA binding; protein dimerization activity
Source: RefSeq, a predicted model, not a curated record
AUGCGGAAGUUCUGUGAUAAAUAAAUCAGCGUUGACUUCUGGUUUCACAUGGGAGAAGAGCAGCGGUCUCCUGGUAUAGCUGUGGAUGGUGUAUAAGAACAGCCUGACCAGUCAGGUGAAACAACUAUCAAUUGCAUUAUGGGAAAUGUAGGAUCCAGUGUUUUUGGAGCUUGACCCGUAGGAACUAAUAGUCAGGAUAUCUCGUCCUCUGCUGCUUCGAUUUUGACCAUUCUUUUUUCUAAUCUGUCUCGCGCAAGUCAGCCAACUUCAUUCAAGUGAAACACUAAAUUGUUGGAAUACCCCUUUAACACCCCAAUCUGACUAUUCCUUUAAUCUCAACUCAAUUAUAUUGAGCAGAUAGUGUGUAAUGAAGUGAAACGGCGAGACGAGCAGGUAAAGAGAGACAGACAGAGAGACAGACGGGUAUUUUGUCUCUCCUCCGGCUCGUCUAGUUGCCGGGGCGACCGGUCCGGCCUGGCCUGGCUCGAUGCUCGAGUACGAGAAGAAAAAAAACAAAGAAAAGACCCGAAAAGAAAGAAAAGCGCCACAAUCAAUGAGACCCUUUUUGUUUUAGUGGGAACCCCCUUUUACCCUCGACGACACACACACUGAAACACACGGACAGAGGAACAGGAUGACUGAAUUGGUGUGUGAUUGUGUGUGUGUGCCUUUGUGUCUGACUCCCUCUCCCUCUCUGUGUGUGUGACUGACUUUAUUUAAGACAAGGGCCCUUUUGUUUUAAGCCGGAGAAUGGCUCUGAGACCGAGGCUGGCCCUGUAAUUGGCCUACUUAGGCCCUGUUUAGCAUGAGAAAAGCCUUCCUUGGCCCGGCAGUGCCAAGCUAACUCUUGUUUUGAGCCACAGAGAGGAUGGACGCGCUGAUCAGAAUUCAGAUUAGCCCGAAAAACAUCCACCACCACCACCAUCCCCUCCAAACACACACCCCCAUCCUCUGCUUUAAAUACACUGCACACUAAUUACUUAACGAGAAAGCUGGGAAAAAAAUCUACACUUUAACGGAGUAGUGGUGGAGUCUAUUUAAAGGAGGGGGAGGAGGGGUUCGCAGGCUCUUUUUCACCUCUUCCCUCCUUGCUAACUUUUUGUGCCACUUUAAAAAAAAAAAAAAAAAAAAGACCCUCUCCUCCAUCCUUCUCUCCGUCUUUUAUUCUCGCGCUCUCUUCUCUCCAAAUCAGCCCAGACGCCACUUGUUGCUGCCGAAUCAUUGAACUUAAUUAGCGGGGACAAUGUGUGAGCGGUUUGCUAAGUUUGAGCCGUAAACAGAGUCACGGUUAGAGGAAGGGAAAGAGCGGCAGAGAGGAGAAGUUAGACUCUGAGCCGUGGAGCUGUGAGAUGAACGUCUCCACGCUGAGCAGCAUGAGGUCGCUCUCAUGGAGUCGAUACUGGGUGGCGAGAUGGGUUUGGGGAGUCCCGGCGCAACGUCGCCCAACAAGCCGGCCGGUCAGUACUACCAACACUACGGCUCCAACCCGCGGAGGAGAACGCUGCCUAUGGACACCAUGGAGGUUCACCCAAAGAAAGUGCGGAAGGUCCCUCCCGGCUUGCCAUCCUCAGUGUACGCUCCGUCUGCCAGUACAGCAGACUACAACAGGGACUCACCGGGUUAUCCCUCCUCCAAACCUCCCAGCGCUGGCUUCCCAAGCUCAUUCUUCAUGCCAGACGGUCACCACAGUGGCGAUCCCUGGAGCAGCAGUAGCAGCAGUAUGGGCCAGCAGGGUUACCACGGCAGCAUGCUGGGGGGCGGGAACUCUGCCCACGGCCCCUCCCAAAGCUCCUCCUCCUACUGCGGGAUUCACCCUCACGACAGAUUGAGCUACCCGUCGCACUCGUCUGCAGAUAUCAGCUCCAGCCUUCCUCCUAUGUCCAGCUUCCACCGAGGGGGAGGGAGCGGCGGCGGCGGGGGCGGGGGCGGCGGCGGGGGCGGCGGCGGCGGCGGGGGAAGUCACUACAGCACCGCCUCUUGCACCGCUUCCACCAACGGCACAGAAAGCCACAUGGCUCAGCGAGCGCCGAGCGCAGCAGCCAGCAGCUCUCAGACAGGAGACGCCUUAGGGAAAGCACUCGCAUCCAUUUACUCUCCGGACCAUACGAACAACAGCUUCUCGUCCAAUCCCUCCACCCCAGUCGGCUCCCCGCCCUCCCUCACAGCUGCCAGUUCAGCUGUCUGGUCGAGGAACGGCGGACAGGGAGCGACGUCGCCAAACUAUGAGGCUCCAUUGCACUCUCUGCAAAGUCGUAUCGAGGACCGUCUGGAGCGUUUGGACGAUGCCAUCCACGUGCUGCGGAGCCACGCGGUGGGACCGUCGACGGGUAUGCCCAGUGGGCACGGCGAGAUGCACAACCUCAUCGGGGCAGCACACACGCACAACGGCGCAAUGGGCGCUCUGAGCAGCGGGUACGGUUCGGGACUGCUGUCGGCCAACAGACACUCCCUCAUGGUGGGCUCUCACAGAGAAGACGGCAGCAGCGUGGGCGGUUUGCGUGGCGGACACUCGAUGGCGGGUCAGGGGCCGGGGCCUCAGCUGCCAGCUCAGUCGGCCACCUCGCCGGACCUCAACCAGCCCGACCCGUACCGCGCCCUGUCCGGAGGCCUUCAGGGCCAGAGCGCCUCAUCCGUCAGUUCGGAGAUCAAAUCAGAGGAUGAGGGGGACGAGAACCUCCUGGACUCAAAGUCCCGGGAUGACAAGAAGGAGGACCUGGACAGCAAGGACCUUAAAUCAAUUGAGAGCAACAACGACGACGAGGACCUGUCUCCGGAGCAGAAGAUGGAGAGGGAGAGGGAACGGAGGAUGGCGAACAACGCACGGGAACGUCUGCGCGUCCGCGACAUCAACGAGGCGUUCAAGGAGCUGGGCAGGAUGGUGCAGCUGCACCUGAAGAGCGACAAACCUCAGACCAAGUUACUGAUACUGCACCAGGCCGUCGCCGUCAUCCUCAGUCUGGAGCAACAAGUCCGAGAGCGAAACCUGAACCCCAAGGCAGCCUGUCUGAAGCGUCGCGAGGAGGAGAAGGUCACCGCGUCAUCGGACGGGGCUCCCCUCUCGUUGGCCGCCGCGCACCACGCCGCCGCCGCCAUGGGCGACGGGUCGAACCCCUUGGGACAAAUGUCCAAGGUGCCAGAGUUCAUCAAGAUGAUGAGUGACCACUUCCUCUGACAGCGUUUCCAGGACAACCCGGCAAUCGAUCAACCCCGUUGUUGCUUCAGCCUGACCAAUCAGAUUCUCUGGAUCUUCGGCCUGACCAAUCAGAUCAGCCUCCUUCUCUCCUCUCGUCUGUCUCUGAUCCUCCUCUUCACCUUCGUCUCUCUUCUUCUGUCGAGAACACAAACUGCAGAGUCACAUUAGUCGCUUUCGUCACUUUGCAUCUCCAGCCGAAGUGAACUGGAUGCUACUUUGUGGAGACGUUAAACGGCCGCUGUAACAUGGCUGCUACAAAGUGGGAGCUUUUGACACAAAGUGACAGCAAAUGGACAAACGUCUUUGGAAUCACAUCAUCCAAGAAAUUCUUCUUCUUGUACUACUUGUUUUAUCAGCAUUCCCAGUUUUAAAGAACAAAAGGGUUCUAUAUAUAGUAUAUAUAUAUAUAUGAGAAAUGGAAAAAAAAAAUGACAACAAACUUGUUAAAAAAGUGCAACUGGACGCGGGCAGUGAGGAGGGUACGGGUUGGGGAGGGUUGUUCAGAACGGAGCAAAACAUAUCAAGUGUUUAAAGAGUUUGUUUUUUUUAAAGCAACAUUGUGCAGCUGUUGUUGAAUGCAGCUUCAGCGCGUCUCUGACUGAAUGGCAAUCUAACGCCACACUGUGGAUGAAGCUGUGCCUGAUCUCCUCUUGGAUGCAAACCAGUCAGAUAGAUACACACGGAGAAGCAAAGCAAACAAAACAAAAGAACAGGAAAAUUCCAAGAAGUAUCACGGAAGCAAGCUGCCCACUCAUACAUCCCCUUACAAACCAUGCAUUCUCACAGAUUGAAGUAUAAAUUAAAACCUAGAAGAUAUUAGGUGCUUGAUAUGCUGAGUCAUUUGAACAACAAAUUAAGUUCGCAAACGCUUUUUGACGAUCAUAUAUGCCUAGAAAGAAACGGGGCUAAACAGGAAAAACAGGGGCAACUCGUUCUUCCCCUUCUAAUGCAUUCCCUCUUAACCUGCAAACAUUUACAGUAGAUUGUCAGUGUAAAAAAAAAAGAAAUCUGAACAUGUUUAUGUAUCUUUAUUAGUGUUUUGGCAAAAUUGUACGAACUGCUAACUUUUUAGUGUGAUCACAAAUUCAAAAUCCUGGACAGUUGUACCCAAAUGGCCCGUGUGUAUCUACUGGGAGGAAGAGAGUACCUAAAGAAUCAAUCAUUGAAUCAGUUUAUCAAUCAAUCAGCGAGUGAUUCCAGAGGGACUGGGGUGUUUAAAUUAUUGAAGGUAGAGGAAUUACAGAAGAAAAAACACAAAUGAAGAAUCAUGCAGUAAUGAAAAGUGUACUUCUAAAUGCAGCAGGAAGGUUUCUUGUCAUCUUCAUUUGAGAUUGUUAUCGCGGGUUUGUAGUGCAAAUGCAAAAACGAGCUCCAGCAAACAUCCCGCGCCAGAGUCUUUUGUCAGAUAUUCGUCAACAUGGGCACUAGGUAGAGCAGGCAGAGUUUGAAAUGGUGUCCAGGCCUUUGCUGAAAUCGGAGCACUGCUGGGCAGCUGGUUGAGACGAUGGACAGAUGAUACAAAUGGGUCGCUGGAUGAGAGAGAAGAAGGGGCAGGACUGAGCACUGAAGUGAAUUCUAUUCCACGUUUAGCACAUUCCCUGAAUCACGAUCGCUCUACUUGAAUCGAGUGGUCCGGAUGUCCCGAAGGCCUGAAGACGUUUUGGGAGUCAUGGAAGAGUAAUUAUUUAAGUGGGCCAACAUCCUGAGGAGCUAGAGAUAAGAGGGAGAGGAGGAAAAAAUCUAGAGGUCUAAAUGAUGAAGCAAGGGAACAAUCAUCAUGGUGAAGGGGUGUAUACUUUUCUUCUGGGGGCCAAGCAGCAGUAGUCAAAGCAUUCCUAAGUUGGUUUCAUUAGGUUCCCUCAUUUCCUGGUUUAGUAUCUGGCCGAUCAUAACCCCUCAACCUCAGACUGCCCUGCCCUGAGUAACAACCUUGGGGGACUUUCUGAUUGACACGGGCUGUCUUGUAAAAUAAUAGACAAGUUCAUUGUAGUUGAGAUGUCUGUUUUUGGGACCAUUAGCAAAUUUCAUUGGCCUUGCAAUCCUUCAUUGUAGAGACUAAAGACUCAAAUCAUUCAGCAUGAGUCUGGCAUGCCCGACGUAGGGUCCAGACAUUCUGAUAACCUUGGUUUGCUCAAUAUACAUGUAAAUUCAAAACAUUUGUUAAAAUUCUGCAUAUUUGAAUCAAAUGAAACCAGAUCAGUACUCUACUACGUCUGGGGAAGGUCCAAUCCACAAGCCCAACCACUAAUACAGUGUAUCACUUAAGAACUCUUGUACUCAGACCUACCCAGGUUUCUUGGGUAGAAGUUCAGAAGAACAUUGACUUGGGAGUGAUACCGGAUUGGGAAAGAAAGUAAUAGGAUCAGGACAAAGGCAGGACUGGCAUGUCAUGAUCGUGACCAUGUGAGAACUGGAAUUAAUGAAUCAGGUCCGGAUAGGUCAGGAAAAUAAAUGUAAUGUUUAUUGCGUCGGUAUGCAUCAAGGUUUACUCUCCGGCAGCAGGCGAAGGUAAUUUGAAUAUCUGCAAGGACGUCUAUUGUUUUCUGGUGUCAAUCUGAAACUCCCCUUUCACCCUUGCCCCAGUUUGAAUCUUCCACAACCCAGGCCUAUGUUUAAUACCCAGUCCCAGUUCUGUCUUCUCUGCUGACCCUAGCCUUACGAGCCCUAAACCAGAGCCCUAGCCCCUCUCCCCAGCCUCGUGCCCCACCUAAGCGGUCCCACAGAUGCAAUUUGAACAUUCACACUUCUACCAAUGUGCCUUUUUAGAGUUCAUAUCAUUCGAGUUGCCAGAGGAGGACAUUUACCUGGUCUUUUAAUAGGAUGCAAGCUUAGGGAAACCUGUUCUUAGUCGUUAGGUUCUAUGCAGUCAGGUUUUUUACCAGACCUGGGAAUUUAAAAAAAGCUAAAAAGGAAAAAAAAGUAUUUUUUGGAUAAAAAACUAAACUGUAUUUAAUGUACUGUACGCUUAUAUGUAAGUAGACAACGUGUUCUGGCUUCGAGCCAAUGAGACAGACGCUUGAUUUAGCAAGACGAACCCCCAUCCCAAACCCCCCAACCCCACCCCCAAGUUCUCCAUAACCCCCAACCCUUCCUGUUACAACCCCCAGCCCUGUUUCCAUGGUGAACAACGCGUCUCUUCUUGUAUUAUAGCUUAUCAGCUUUUUAUCAAUAUUUGAUCGGCUUGUCCGUAAGCCAAUGUAGUCUUCAGUACAAAGUGUGUGGUCGUAUGUUGUAAAACAGAUUUUCUUUUUUUUCUCUCUCUCUCUCUCUCUUUUUUAAGAAGAAUCUUUUCUCUUAUUACUUUUUCUUUGUCUGUUCUGGUUUACAUGUCUAUUAUAGAAAAUGUAAAAAAACAAAACAAAAACAAAAGCAAAAAAACAACACAAUUCGCAAUCCGACAGCAUUGUUCUCUGUCGUUGGUCAUUUUGACGCGGUUAAAAUCGUACCCAAUCAACAGGAAGGCACGGAAACUGGAAAAGAAUCUAUUUGAAUAAAUCAAUCUAUAUAUAAAUGUACAAAAAAAAUAUAUACGAUAUAUAAGGAGGGUGCCCUUUUCUGUUAUUUUUUUAUUUUCUGUUGCAGAGGAGUGUUUGCUUGGGGAGGAAUUAUUUUCUCAAAGACUGAACUGGCAGAAGUUGGCGAGGCCCCUCAGUGUUAUAAAUUUUCAACUGACUUUGUUGUGUUCUCCGAUGUUGCUAUGACAACACCCUCUGACUAGUACGGCACCCUGCGCAGGACAAAAAUGGGACCGGAGUUCCAUCAGCUCCAUUCACUGCUAUCUAUCCAAGGCAACAACACACAGACGUUUGUAAAUUGUAUGCAACAAAAUGGCAAACUUUACCAUUAUUUUGAAAUUGUGUAUGUAAAAGUUAUAUUUUUACAUGUAGACUGUUGUUAUUUUGUGUUUUAGAAAUAUGUUGUAUCGGUUUUUUUGUUAAAAUAUGAAAAAGUAAAAUUCAGUGUGUGUUGAAAAAAUGUGUCACAUUGAAAAUGUAGUGAGGUCAAAGGUUCAGAAUCAUUUUUUUUUAUUAUUGUUUUUCGACAUUAUGUUUAUAUCUGUGGAGAACAUUUUUUGAGGGUUUGUGGGAGGAAUCAGAAAUCAUAAAAGACAUGAUAUUUGUUUAAUUCUCCAUGCCUCAUGACAUUGCCAUUUUUAAAUGUAUUUUUUGCAGAGAAAUUUGUAAAUAGUCAUAAAACAUUUUCUGUGGGGUUUCUGUGGGGUGAGGACUUGCCAGUGAGAGGCGACGAUGAUGAACUUGUUUUGAUUUUUAGUGAGGUUGUAUUCGUCCGGUUACAGUAGACAGGUGCCAACAUUUAGUUUCAGUCAGUGGUGCUCAGUACUGUUUGUGGUAUUGGUUGACCAUCUGAAGUGUGUAAGUCAAAUUAUUGUCUUUGCUUGCACCAAGAAUCACUGGUGUCAGAGCCGGAGUGGGUCCUUUUAUUUGCCAUCUAAGGAAUAUAUUUUGAUUUUCAAAGAGCAAAACAAGCAGGUAAAACUGGUAAAAAAAAAAAACUGUUCUGUAAAAUGCUAUUCUUAGGGAAAGUGCAAAUGCAAAUUCAUAAAAACACAGGUUAUCAUAACUCAAAAAUACCUGAGUUUGUUAUGCAAAAUUCAUUUUGAUAAUCAUAAAUAUAUAACAAAUAAAAGUUGGUUAUAACUUAAACCUAUAACCUUUUUCAGAAAUUGUUCUAGGGUGGUAUAACAAAAUUAAUGAUUUUAUGUUUGAUUACAUAAAUUAUGACAAAAACUUAACUGAGGUACGUACCAAAAUAAUUCAUUUUAGUUCUACCUGGUGGCUUCGGGCCGGCUCUGACUCCUGUGCAUUAAUAUCUCUUCAAGAUGGGUUGUAGAUGUUGAUUAAAUGAAACACCCUCAGCACCUGAUUCAAGAUUAAUAUAUGAACAUUUUGUAAAAGAUUGGAGUGUCACUAAUAUAAAAAAGCAGGUCGUCAGCAAACAAUCUUAUCAGCUAUUUCCCCAAAAAGAUAUCAGAUCAUGUGCAAGGCAGUUUCAGUCAUUUGUUUUUAGUGUUUGCCAUUAAAAUUGAGCUUUUUGUCAAAAGGAAAAGCUGCUUUGAAUCGGACCUAGGUAAAACACUAGGAUUGAAUCUGUCAGUGUAAGUGCUAAAUGUAUUUUUUACGUAAUGUUAUUUUUGCGAUGCUUCAUUUCGUAUUUUCUCUUUGUUGUAUAAUCAAUUCAUCUCCCGAAUUACAGUAUCUUCAUUUUUAUGUUACCCCUAAUGUUUCUAUUAGCCACAAUGUUAACUUUUUUUUUUUCUUUUCCCUCCUUGUUGUACAUACACACCUCAUUUCUCUUUUUCAGUGACUGUGCCAUGAGCUUUGUAAUCUGUUACUCUGUACCAGUUUUACUGCAAUAAUGAGUUGAAUUCAAAA